AUGGCAUUGACAUGUAAGCGAUUAUUUGCCAUCAGCAAUGCAAUUCUGGACUCAAAAUCACUUCGUUUCAAUCGAGAUUUUGCGCCUCUCUUUCACCAUUACCGGAAUGGACACAACUUUGUCACUCCACGAUGGCAACUGGUCACCACACUGGAGAAUAGCAGAUGGUGGGCUUGCUCGAAAUGUCUCAAACUUCAUCCAAGGAGUGCUUUCUCCUCGCGCGAACUGCGACGAAAACCGGAGGACCGGACAUGUAUGUUGGGCGAUCUGGCUGGCAUAGUCGACUUGUGUCCCUGCAAGAAAUUGACCUUCCGAGAUAAGCUGGACCUUAUCGAGCUUCUGAAAGUGCGUCAGAAAUCCGUUGCAGCGCUAGAAUCGCAGUUUGGAACUGGGGUCCAUCAACGUUUUUGCUGGCAUUCCUGUAUCGAGAACUACGGGUCUACAAAGUUGCAGAUUGAGAUCUUCCCUGAAUUGGACGAUGAAGAUCAACUGAGGAUUAAGACCGAAUACAGAUUGACAACGGAGUCGGGAAAGCUCGGGAAGGAAGAAGCCAUGACGCCUCGGUUUGGAUGUGCUCACCGAUCGAUCGACUUGUGGCUGUCCAGUGUUUGUCAAACCACCAUCUGCCGGACCUACGAUGAAGCCUGCUCCUCAUGCCAGCGAAUAUCCAUAUGCAAUUCGUGCAAUUCAGUUCUCAGAUGUCCUCGGAAGCAACCAUCCUAUGUGGAUGGGACCUCGAAAAAAGCGACCUACUUCUUUUGGACCGAAAGAUGCCUGGGGGGGACGUCAUCAGCACCUGAUUAUAUUUGGAAUUCCCAGCGAAUACACCCUGCCGAAAACCCAAUCGACGUUGACAACUGCACUGAAUUGUGCCCUUGGACCAUACGAGAACACCCUCCUUCCCAUGGUGCCCCGUCUCUGGAAAUGGACAUCCUCACUCCUGCUGUUCAGGAUCAGUCGAUCAGCCAGCUAUACACCUCAAUCAACAUGAUUUAA
This is a messenger RNA of Aspergillus clavatus NRRL 1, 996 nucleotides long. RefSeq lists its product as uncharacterized. The record is from RefSeq and is a predicted model, not a curated record. Lineage: Eukaryota; Fungi; Ascomycota; Eurotiomycetes; Eurotiales; Aspergillaceae. The transcript has a single exon. Bases 1 to 996 code for a protein of 331 amino acids.